GUAAGUACAUGAUAGGUGCAGUAUAUGAAAUGAGAAUUUAAUUUAUAAGGUUACAACAGAAACAAAAUGAAAUGUUUUUUAAAUUUAAAAUUAACCUUCUCUCACCGCAGAGUAGAAAGUACUUUUCAUCCCCACACUCACUUUAGUAUCACUAUGGUUGACCCAAAUGCCAUUGAUUUUUUUUGUAAACAGAAGGGGGAGAAGUCCACGGACAGUUCCAACGUCAUCAGAUGUUCCUCCUCAAGAUCAUCCAAAAUACAUCGUGUUUGAGGGGGAGCUCUUGAAACUUUUUAAGAAGUGUUUUAAGUGCGGCUCGAGGAAGGUCAGUCUGACCAAACGAACUGUGGGGACUUUCCUUUCAGUGUUUCAGCGAUGUGGGGCCUGCAAAUCCAAGGAGACAACAUGGAGUUCCCAGCCUUGGCUAGGUGCAACACCUGCAGGAAAUCUUCUUCUAUCUGCAGCUGUCCUGUUUGCUGGUGCCAGCCCAUCACAGGCUCUCCGCAUGCUAACCAGUAUGGGGGUAGCUUGUAUUUCGCUGCGCACUUUUUUUUCCCACCAGAAGAUACACCUCUUGCCAUCAGUUGAAGCGGUGUGGGCGCAACACAUCACUGAAGUAAAGCUUCGUUUGAAAGCGGAUAAUCAAGAACUUGUCAUCGGCGGGGAUGGACGAGCAGAUAGUCCGGGCCACUCCGCAAAAUAUGGGAGCUACACUGCCAUAGAACUCAACGCCAACAAGAUUGUUGAUAUACAGCUUGUACAGUGCAAUGAAGUCAAGAGUAGCUACCACAUGGAGCUUGAGGGCUUCAAAAGGACAAUGGCAACCAUACGUGAAGCUGACCUCACUGUCACCAAGCUCAUCACUGACCGUCAUCGCUCUUUGGCCAAAUAUGUGCGGGAACAUGAGCCAACAAUUCUGCACAUGUAUGACGUCUGGCAUAUAGCAAAAGGGAUCAAGAAGAAGGUCGAUAAAUUAGCCAAGAAGAAAGGGUUUGAGGGUGUGGCCGAAUGGAAGAGGUCCAUAAACAAUCAUGUUUAUUGGUGUGCCUCUUCCACCACUGAUGCAGAGGAGGAUCUCCGGGAGGCCAAGUGGGCCUCUUUAUGUAACCACAUCGUUGGAGUACACCGAGGGCACUCUGCUCUAUAUCCUAAGUGUGACCACGGCCGACUUGGGAGGCGAAAGAAGAAAUGGUUGAAGCCAGGGACCGAGGAAACUACCCAGCUGUACCAAAUUCUGGAGAGUACCUCAUUGCUGAAAGACAUUCGGAAAAUGUCUUCCACAGCGCAGACGUCCUCCCUGGAGAGCUUCCACAGCCUGAUAAACCAAUUUGCUCCCAAGAUGAAGGCCUACUCGUAUGAUGGUAUGACUUGCAGGCUUCACAUUGCUGGCCUUCAUUACAAUGAGAAUAGCGACAGAAACCAGGCUGUCACAUCCAAGGGCACUCAGAUGUUUCACCUCAGCAAGCCAAAGUUUAAGCCGGGGGAAGCUACAGUGAAACCAAUCAAAGAAGCAGCUUCUUUUGGGUAUGUCAGGACUCUGUUUAUAGAGGCGAUCCGGCGAUGCUGUUUUGUUGUGCCCAACACUGCUGCUCAGUCUAAACCCCCGACUAUGGCAGAGAAAUACACGUUUCCAGAGAAAGAUGUUCUGAUUGCAAGGCACAGGAGCAGAUUUAAUAAACCUUGAGAGUAAAUCCCUGCUUGGUGUAGAACUACAAGGAAUGAUCAGAGAUAGGAUCUUAAAUGUUGAUUCAUUUAAAGCCUCAGCUCAUGAAUGAUACAUGUAUUUGCCGAAAACAAGUGUUCAUAA
Acanthaster planci (crown-of-thorns starfish) is the source of this 1804-nucleotide messenger RNA. RefSeq lists its product as uncharacterized. Lineage: Eukaryota; Metazoa; Echinodermata; Asteroidea; Valvatida; Acanthasteridae. The record is from RefSeq and is a predicted model, not a curated record.